AGAAAGGAAGACUUUCGCAGGCGCCACCUUGUGAGACAGUCCUAUCGCAGAAGUUAUUUCGAGUAGUUCUUCGGUGGUUGUGUUAGUCCGGUUUUCCCGUGAUUUUUUCCGAUCUCAAAGGAUCCCGGUUACUGCUACUCCGUUAAAAAGAGCGAUGUCGAUGGCUGGGUAUUAAAGCAACCAGGAGCUGACUGGAGAAAAAUCUAGUCGCGCUCAUUUGAAUCACUGUUGAGUAUCAGCCAAUAAACACACGCAAGGAUCAUGAAAAUGGUGCUGUCUCAACGUCAGAGGGAGGAGUUAAAUAAGGCGAUUGCGGACUAUCUAAGCACCAAUGGCUAUCAAGAUGCGCUGGAAGCGUUCAAAAAAGAAGCUGAUAUGCCUGGGGAAGUAGAAAGAAAGUAUGGAGGUCUUCUGGAAAAGAAAUGGACUUCCGUCAUACGCUUGCAGAAGAAGGUAAUGGAAUUGGAAUCCAAACUCUCUGAAGCAGAGAAGGAGUUCAUCGAAGGAGCACCAACACGUAGCAAACGAUCACCAUCCGAGUGGAUACCAAGGCCACCCGAAAAGUACAGUCUUACUGGACACAGAGCUCCCAUCAACAGAGUCAUUUUCCAUCCGGUUUUUAGUCUUAUAGUAUCUGCCAGCGAAGAUGCCACCAUUAAGGUGUGGGACUUCGAAAGCGGCGAAUUUGAAAGAACAUUGAAAGGACACACUGACAGCGUACAGGACGUUUCUUUCGAUGUCUCCGGGAAACUGUUAGUCUCAUGCAGUGCAGACAUGUCUAUUAAGUUGUGGGACUUUCACCAGUCAUUCGCCUGCGUGAAAACCAUGCACGGGCAUGAUCACAGUGUCAGCUCUGUCGCAUUUGUGCCACAAGGGGAUUUCGUAGUGAGCGCCUCUAGGGAUAAGACCAUCAAAAUAUGGGAAGUCGCGACAGGGUAUUGUGUUAAAACGUUGACGGGACACAGAGAGUGGGUACGAAUGGCCAGAGUCAGCCCCUGCGGGGAACUAAUUGCUAGUUGCUCGAAUGACCAAACGGUACGGGUUUGGCAUGUUGCAACAAAAGAAACGAAGGUGGAACUCAGAGACCACGAACACGUAGUGGAAUGUAUCGCAUGGGCACCAGACAGUGCAAGGGCAUCGAUCAAUGCUGCGGCAGGAGCAGACAACAAGGGUGCCCACGAAGGACCUUUCCUCGCAUCUGGCUCGCGAGACAAGGUAAUUCGUAUAUGGGACGUCGGUGCCGGUGUUUGUCUCUUUACCCUCUUGGGACACGACAACUGGGUUCGCGGCAUCGUCUUCCAUCCCGGUGGCAAGUUUAUCGUCAGUGCCUCUGACGAUAAGACCCUGCGAGUCUGGGACACGCGCAACAAACGGGUAAUGAAAACCCUCGAAGCGCACGUCCACUUUUGCACUUCCGUUGAUUUUCACAAAAGCCAUCCUUACGUGGUCACCGGUAGUGUCGAUCAAACGGUGAAGAUUUGGGAGUGCCGCUAGUCACCAAAACAUCAGGGUCUCGUUAAACCUUCGUCGAGGAAGAAAGAUUUUGGAGAGAAGGCGAACGAUGCGCGUCGAAUUCGAUGAAAAGGGCCGAGAGAGUAAGCUGCUACAAAAAAAAAGUUAUCGUACAUACUACUAUUAUUAAUAUUAAUAUUAUUAUACACACAUAAACACGUACGAUUAAGAGCUCUUUAAUUAAUUUAUAAUAAAGUAUAAUUAGUAAUUAUUAAUAUUACAUAUACGUUUUACGGUAACGAACUGCACGAUUCGAGGAGAGUCGGUCGAAAUUAACUUUCUUUCAUGAGGAGGACAUUGCCAUAAUUUCGUCGACGAUGAAAAAUAAAAAUAAGAGAAGAAGAAAUUCAAGUAUUUCGAAUUGACUGACAAAAAAUGUACCGACAUAACAAUAUUGCUUCAUCGAAACGAUUGGUUGAUUGUUUCACAGAAACAUUAUCCCACUACGAAGCAUGUUAUAAUUGUACAUCUGGCUCGUUCGAACGUGUCGUCCUCCUCGAUCCAUCGACAAUGACGAGAAUUUCGGCUUGUGUUGCGUCUCUGGAAUAUAAGAAAAGAACAUAGUCGCUCGUUUGCUAUGCUGACCUCUCCUCGAGCGUUCUUGACGAUGUGACAUCGGAAAAUGACAUCGAUGCGUAUAGCAAACAGAGAUUCGCGCGCGCGUGCGUAUACACGUAUUAAAAGAAAAAGGUAUAAAGAAAGGUAUGCGAGGCGUCAUCAUUUGUCGUGUACUGUGAGCGUCGAUAAAAUUGAAUCCAGCCUCUGACCGAGUAUGUGGCAUAUACCUUCGUACAAAAAAGUAAAAGGAUACACGAUGUAAUAAUAACAAAGUGCGAAUGGACGUGCCAAACGGGUGAGCAGAUUUCAAGUGACGUUGAGAAUCGAGUAGCGCCCAUUUGGAACGUUUUAUUCAUACUCCAUAUUCCGUAUGUGCGUACUAUUCAUACAAGUGGACUAUUUCAAAUUGUUCCCCUGACAAAAAAAGAGUUAAACGAACGAACGAACAUCUAAUAUGAUCGGCCGAAGGCGUACCUAAUGCGGAAGGAAUAAUAUAAUGUAUCGAUAAACGAGACGUAGGUUUUCGGCAAUGCAUGACGUCCAAGCAACGUGCAUUAUUAACGAUAAUACUAGAAGCAAGGGACGGCCGAAUGGAGCGUGCGAUUCGUGAAGAAAAUACGAGGAAAAUAUGUACAAGCAUGUAUUCGUAUGGAAGUACUUGAGCCGCAUAAUUCGUUGCGUGGGUCCCGAGAUACGAGGGGUAUUAGUUGUAUAUUUAGCUCUAAACUACUAUUAGCGGUAGUGCAGACGUAACGUAGACAAGAAACAUGAGAAAAAAGAAAAGAGAAAAAUAGAAUCAGGCCACGAGUGUACGAUCGAUCGGUACAAACACAACACACACCAUAUAUAAUAUUUACGCAGGUAUUCAUCGAGACCUCGUAUAACAAUGCUUAAUUGAUUAAGGCCGAUUUUUCAGACGAUAUAUUCUAUUCUCCGCUAUUACAUUUUUCCUACCAUUUUUCCUCCCUCGUCUAAGUAAAAGCCCUGUAUUCCCCUGUCCAUUUGUCCCCCCAAAAACCUCUCCAAGAGAGAGAUAUAUAUAUAUAUAUGGUACUAAAUUAUUUUGAUGAACAAUAAAAACAAAAGUUCUCAUUCAAUCGUUUAAGAUGGUUCUGCUGUAUUACCUGUGUGUUUCGUCGUCGUUCGUGCAUCGUUGUUUGCCAUUUUUCGAUCCAUUGAUAAUAAAAAACCUUGUAGUAAUCACAAAUACUGGAAAUUCUGUUCUUUUGGGAACAACAGUCCCCAUUUGUCUACUAUAAAACGGAUCGGUGAAAUUAUGGAAAUUCUUCCGUAAGGACAAGACCAAUUGUAAUAUUUUUAUUCGAAUCAAACAGCCUCGUUCGUCUGUCGAUUUGAAACUUCGUUUACUUUUUCUUUCCCCUGACAGAAUUUAAUGUAGCACUCUUGUACAAAACGAUUCUUUGGAAUCGGAGCGUGGCGGGAUCGCACGUCUACACGUAUGGUGUUCUGAAAAGGCUCGCGUGUAAAACCAGAACAGACUUCUUUCUUUCUUGUCAACCGACCGACCUCGUGUACCUCGAUUUCGUUCGCGAGGCAUGUACGAUACUCGCAGGUUCCGUAGAGGCGAGCAAUGCGUACGAUUUAAGUCACGACUCCGCAAGUACAUGCAUGUCAGUAUUUUACAUUUAUAAUAUAGAAAGAGAGAAAAAAAAAGCUAACACAUACACAAACACGUACACACACUCAUGUAUAUUUAUAAUAUACGAUAUAUAUUAUACAUAUAUAUAUAUAUAUACACACACACACACACACAUACAUAUACAUACACAAAUAUAAUACACAAAGAACACAGUGUGUAUAUAUACACACAAAAGUAUAUUAUUGUAAUUGAGCAGUAAAAACGAAGAUACGCGUAUCGAACAAGCUAAACUUAACCCAAACACAAUUCGAUGUUCGGUAUUUAUACGUAGGAUGACGUAAUAAAAGUAAUGUCGUAGUUGCUUUUCGUAAAUUCCGCCGCACUUGCUUUAGUAAUUUUUCUCGCUUUUUCUACCCGCCCUUCGAAACAACUAAAGAAAAGACGAUGCUGACACGUUUAGUAGAGUAAACAAUAAAGUGUUGUCAUCAUUUGUGAUAUAUACGUA
Molecule: messenger RNA, 4175 nt
Organism: Bombus pyrosoma
Lineage: Eukaryota; Metazoa; Arthropoda; Insecta; Hymenoptera; Apidae
Gene: Lis-1
Product: lissencephaly-1 homolog
Exons: 7
Coding region: 262-1494 (410 amino acids)
Biological process (GO): mRNA splicing, via spliceosome
Cellular component (GO): U4/U6 x U5 tri-snRNP complex
Molecular function (GO): U4 snRNA binding; U6 snRNA binding; protein binding
Source: RefSeq, a predicted model, not a curated record